UGUCUGUCUGUCUCUCUCUCUCUCUCUCUCUCUCUCUCUCUCUCUCUCUCUCUCUCUCUCUCUCUCUCUCUCUCUCUCUCUCUCUCUGUUUCUCUCUCUCUCUCUCUCUCUGUCUGUCUCUCUCUCUCUCACACUCUCUGUCUCUCUCUCUUUGUAGGUUCUGAAGUAUGAGCAGUACCUGGAUAACACAUUAGUACGGUUUCUAUUGAAAAAGGCUUUGACCAACCAAAGGAUAGGACACUUCUUUUCUGGCACUUAAAGUCCGAGAUGCACAACAAGACGGUGAGUCAGCGCUUCGGCCUGCUGCUGGAGUCGUACUGCCGGGCGUGCGGCAUGUACCUGAAGCACCUGAGCAGGCAGGUGGAGGCCAUGGAGAAGCUCAUCAACCUCACCGACAUCCUCAAACAGGAGAAGAAGGACGAGACGCAGAAGGUCCAGAUGAAGUUCCUUGUGGAGCAGAUGAGGAGGCCGGACUACAUGGACGCCCUGCAGAGCUUCACCUCUCCUCUCAAUCCGGCCCACCAGCUGGGAAAUCUCCGGCUGGAGGAGUGCAGGAUCAUGUCCUCGGCCAAGCGGCCCCUGUGGCUCAACUGGGAGAACCCAGACAUCAUGUCGGAGCUGCUCUUCCAGAACAACGAGAUAAUAUUCAAGAACGGAGACGAUCUGAGGCAGGACAUGUUGACGCUGCAGAUCAUCAGAAUCAUGGAGAACAUCUGGCAGAACCAGGGACUUGACCUCAGGAUGCUGCCCUACGGCUGCCUGUCCAUAGGGGACUGCGUGGGCCUGAUCGAGGUGGUGCGCAGCUCCCACACCAUCAUGCAGAUCCAGUGUAAAGGAGGCCUGAAGGGGGCGCUGCAGUUCAACAGCUCCACACUGCACCAGUGGCUCAAGGACAAGAACAAGGGAGAGAUGUACGACAUGGCCAUAGACCUGUUCACGCGGUCCUGCGCGGGAUACUGUGUGGCCACCUUCAUCCUGGGGAUAGGAGACAGGCACAACAGCAACAUCAUGGUCAAAGACGACGGGCAGCUGUUCCACAUCGACUUCGGUCACUUCCUCGACCACAAGAAGACGAAGUUCGGCUACAAGCGCGAGCGGGUUCCCUUCGUGCUGACUCAGGACUUCCUCAUAGUCAUCAGCAAAGGCACUCAGGAGUGCACCAAGACUAGGGAGUUCGAGAGGUUCCAGGAGACGUGCUACAAGGCCUACCUGGCCAUCCGUCAGCACGCCAACCUCUUCAUCAACCUGUUCUCCAUGAUGCUGGGCUCGGGCAUGCCCGAGCUGCAGAGCUUCGACGACAUCGCCUACAUCCGGAAGACCCUGGCCCUGGACAAGACGGAGCAGGAGGCCCUGGACUACUUCAUGAAGCAGAUGAACGACGCUCACCACGGGGGCUGGACCACCAAGAUGGACUGGAUCUUCCACACCAUCCGCCAGCACGCCCUCAACUGAGAGGCCCCCCUCUCCGCCCCGGGUCAGGGGGGAUCCAGGCCUCUUCUCCAGUCUCCUCUUCCUCCCCCCGUCCACCUUCCCCACUCCCCAUGACCCCCCCCCCCACCCCCUUCCUCGGCCGGCGCCGCGAGGAGGAGAGAAACGGGCGCAGGCUUCUCCAUCUACCUGUGGCUCGGAGGCACCGGGUCCAAAGAUGGCCACGGUCAUCACCGCAGCCGAGCGUCGCCCUCCCACGACCGAGCGCGUCGCCAAGCCCUCCGCCCAGGACAGACCGACAGAUUUGAUCUCUUCUACUGUGUUCCCCUUACCAAUCUGCGCCUGACUUUUACGAGACCGCGUCUCCGGAGUUUUGUACCUGUUUUUCCCGGCCUCAGGGAGAGUCCUGCCCCCCCCCCCCCCCCCCCCCCCUCUCCUCCGUGUUUGUGAACGAGCGGGACUUCGUAGAGAGGCUCAGGGCAUCAGUGUCUUCCUGCUCCUAGCUCCUCACACACGGGGAGGGGGGGCACCUGUAGGACUAUGCACGGGACCGCCGGGGGGCCUCGGAUGCGCAGGGUGUGACCCAGGUCACCCCAAACCCGAGCCUCAACUCCCACCACGUCCUCGACGGAAACCUACCAUGUAUUCUAGCACAGUCUCUUUUUGUAUUGACGUUUUUAUCAUUACCAUUCUUUCAUCCAUUGCCGUACUUUGUUCCUUUAUUUAUUUCCGUACGGCAGCCCAUGCGCCCCAGGGCCAACCGAGGCGGAUGGGGGCCUGUGUUUGGAGGUUGCGAUCGGGAGAGAGAGAGCGUCAGAAGAGCUAGGUCGCCGCGGGAUAGCCGGCUUCCUGCCUAGCCGCCUCACUUCCUGUGUUUGGCGUAGCGUCGCUGCCUCAUUGUGUUUGCCUUCCUCCCCCUGAAGCCUGUCGCACCGGAGCUUCCGCGUUCCGCAGCGUAGAGAGGAAGCCUUCUGGAGUGGCGGGCGCUGGGAUGGCUAGGUGCUGCCCCCGGGACGCCGCGGUGCACAGCGGCAGCUUCAUGCCCGUCUGCCUUGUGUAGCUGUGCUGAUGAAUGCUGAAUGUGGAGAAGUGUAUGAAUUGAUCGGGACAGGCGUGGGUUUUCCCUCCGGUCCGUAUAAGACGACGCUGAGUGCCUGAGCUCGCGAGAAUGCGUGUGUGCGUGUGCACACUCUUUACCGAUAGAAGCAGGUUCUGGAAGAUUCUGCCCAUCCGACAUUGACGGACU
Osmerus eperlanus (European smelt) is the source of this 2674-nucleotide messenger RNA. RefSeq names its product phosphatidylinositol 4,5-bisphosphate 3-kinase catalytic subunit alpha isoform-like. Gene Ontology annotation, cellular component: plasma membrane; phosphatidylinositol 3-kinase complex, class IA; cytoplasm. The coding region runs from base 268 to 1452 and encodes 394 amino acids. Gene Ontology annotation, molecular function: 1-phosphatidylinositol-4-phosphate 3-kinase activity; 1-phosphatidylinositol-3-kinase activity. Lineage: Eukaryota; Metazoa; Chordata; Actinopteri; Osmeriformes; Osmeridae. The transcript is spliced from 9 exons. The record is from RefSeq and is a predicted model, not a curated record. Gene Ontology annotation, biological process: phosphatidylinositol-mediated signaling; phosphatidylinositol 3-kinase/protein kinase B signal transduction; cell migration.